Messenger RNA from Anneissia japonica, 3608 nucleotides. RefSeq lists its product as uncharacterized. Gene Ontology annotation, biological process: regulation of transcription by RNA polymerase II; immune system process. Gene Ontology annotation, molecular function: RNA polymerase II cis-regulatory region sequence-specific DNA binding; protein binding; DNA-binding transcription factor activity, RNA polymerase II-specific. Lineage: Eukaryota; Metazoa; Echinodermata; Crinoidea; Comatulida; Comatulidae. The transcript is spliced from 10 exons. The coding region runs from base 288 to 2156 and encodes 622 amino acids. The record is from RefSeq and is a predicted model, not a curated record. Gene Ontology annotation, cellular component: nucleus.
UAUACGUAAUGGCCUGGAAAUUCCAGCUAAGACAUGGCGAAAGCAUCCGAGUGACUUUUCUCGCUAGACGAGCCGAGCCUCUCCGGGAAUUCCCUUUAUACAGACCAAUUCUAUUUACGGUAGGUAAAUAACCAUAAAUUUCCAUUCAUAAUUUGCAUUAUUUAUAAAACAACAACCAUCUAGCCAAACGCUGAUCUAUAUUAGCAAACUGUAGCCCCGUACCCUACGGUUCGUGUGUACCUUAGUGGACGUUGUCACACAGUUCUGUGAGCUUUGGUUCUUAGACUAUGUCGAAAACACCUUCCGAAAUCUAUGGAAACACAAACGGCCGACAGCGACUGCGACCGUGGCUAGUUAACAAGAUCAACAGCGGUUCAAUCAAGGGCCUAGAAUGGAUGGACGAAGCAAAAUUGAUGUUUAAGAUUCCAUGGAAGCAUGCAGGAAAACAAGAUUACGACCCCGAGGAGGAUUCCAGGAUCUUCAAGGAAUGGUCCCUUCAUACGGGCAAGUACAAACCCAGCAUGACACCAGAACCGGCUGUCUGGAAAACAAGACUUAGGACAGCUUUGAACAAGCUCCCGGACAUCGAGGAGGUUCAAGAUAAAACCCAACUUGACAUCCCGGAACCGUACCGCGUCUACCGACUCCUACCCAGACAGAAAAAAUCUCCACCGUUAUCUCAACAAAGGUCCAAUGGUCACAGAGCAUAUCAUCCAUACCACAAUAGGAUCGACACAACAAACCAGCAAGAUAGAACGCGAAUGACUUACAAUACCGGUGGCAAUAUAAAUCAGGGUUACCCCACAACCAUGAUACCUUACGAUCAGUUGACACCACCAUCUGGUAACUCACCGAACGAAACGUACUAUGGAUUCCAGACACCAAUUAGCCCAAGUUUCACUCCUCCUAACUCCGCCGUCGGUCUGAAUAUUGACGAUGUGAAUGACGUCAUUAGCGCCAGUUACAUGAGUGACCUCGAUCAGAUGAGCGGUGGUUCCUCGCCACCAAAUAUGGAUCCCGAAACACAGUACCAGAACAGCAACCACCUCACUCAGUUCAACUACAUUCAGGGCGGAAUCAUCACAUCUGUACCGGCCAUUACCAGCCUGCAAUCCAGGGCUGCCUACGGAUUUCCAAACAUGGCGUUUGCACCACAAGCCCAGGGAUGUGUACCAACCUCAGCUGUUGGGAUGACAUCUCCCGUAUAUAGUCAGACUCCGUACCAAGCACACAAUGCAAUGGUGCCGUAUAAUGGGAUGCAAGCAGCAGACGACAUGUGGACAGCCUCCACUGUUCCUGCUAGAGAUGAUAACAUCAUAAUGCAAACAGAGAGAGAAAUGGAUAUAACGAUACGUUACCGAGCAGAAAACGUGGUGAAAGAAAGAGUGUGCAACUCAGGGUGUUGUAUCUACUCCAAGUCCCCGCAGCCGGGACAUGAGCAUCUAACGCCCAUCGAGUUGCCAGAUAGUCAUGAGGUAGACUUUAAGGUACUAAAACCGAAAGAGAAACAGAUGGAACUCACAAACACCGUAAUUGAAAACAUGUUCAAGGGUUUGACUAUUGAAUAUGUCCAAUCAGAACGCUCCAUAUAUGUGACCAGGUAUUGUAAAGGGAUGGUCUUCUGCUACAGUACUCAAUUCCACAUCGGCCAACCACCUAUCAAGUUAGAAAGAGAAAAACGAUUUAAGAUAUUCGACUAUAACAAGUUUGACUACGAUUUCACGCAAUGGUAUAAGGGAGACUAUUUGCAGGGCAGUCGUAUGCCUAUCCAAAAACCUGAGAUUUUCUUCAGCGUUGCUCAGAAAUGGCAGCCACUGACAUCAGGUCUUGAAGAUAACAGUCAAUCGUCUGUCGAAGAUUCUCUCGUACUGGACGACUGCCUUGUGAAUAUUAUUGUCCGGCCUGUUCGCGCAAAUGAGUAUAUUGAAGCAGUUGAUAAAAAUAAGCUGUCCGAGCAAGUCCCUGUGGGGAUGAAAAUAAAGCAACCUCUCUUCUCUAGUGAAGAGCAACAGGUAACUACAGACACCACGAGUCUUCAGUUUACUAAUGACUACUACACGCAGACGUACCGUUCGUACAACAUGUACAAUGGAACUCCACAAGUGACCACAAAUAACACGCAUGUACAACAAGCUGCCAUAACCCAGCUUAGUUAAACUUUCUAAAAAGAUUUACAGAAACGUUGACGAGGGCUUCUUUUCCUAAUAUCAUAAAGCAUCCGUGGUCUUCUGAACUCGUCCAUACACAUGUUUAUUAUGAGUGUAAAAAAAAAAGAAAAGAAAACACGAAGAGCACGUAGUUUCGUGUACAUGGACUUUGUUUCUUGGUACAAUAAUUAUGUUUUUAAACAUAAUAUAAUUUGAUUAAAUAGUGAUGUAUUGCAAAAAUUAAAUCAACUGAUAAAAGCGGAAUUUCAUCAAUGUUACUAUUUCGUUUUUGCUUGUAGAAUAUAAAUUGAAGUAAAGCACAUUUAAAAGGUUUAGUGUAAUAUAGGCCAAUAUUGUGUAGCAUUUUUAGGAAUAGGCCUACUGUUGUACAUUUUUGUGUAAAUAAUUUUAUAUCGGUGUAUAUACUUAUUUUAUGAUGUCAAUAUUAGAAAAAUCUAAAAAAAAGUCUUGACUGCCGCAAUAAGAAAGGAAAAUAAUGCUAUAAUCAUUGUAAUCGAAGCUGUGGAUUUUUUACCGAUAAAACUACUGAUAAGCUAGGACACACUCCAUUAGAAGUGCAAGUAAAACAGUAUACUCAAGCCUUACAUUAACAUUAAAAUGUCAGUCAAAUGAAAUGACGUCAUUAUUAUGGCUAAAGCUGCAUUCACAUCGGAUCCGAACCGAAAUUCAAACCGCGUUUCUGAUGCGUUAAACACCAGCAUUCCUAUUCUUACAUACUGAUUCGAAUUUUUUAUCAGUUCGGCCUUCCGAUCCGAAAAUUCGGAUUCGGUGUGAAUAAUGAGGCUUAAUGCGUCGAGUUGACACAAACACAGGCGUUACUUGAGUUUGAGUCAGCGCGCCUAAAUCACCUUAGUGUGAACAAAGAUUAUGGGGGUUAAUGUGCUGCGUCACAUCCCAUCAACUAUACAUGCUCAGGAUUUUUAUAUUUUAAAUAGCAUAAUAACUGGAAGAUAAUACAUGCUUAAGUUUGGUUUCCAUACAAUCGCUAGAAUGUCGCUACAGUGUUUUCAGUGCAAUCGUUGUACUACGCAGCAAUCAGGAAGGCUUCGAUUCGACCGACUAAUCAGCAUAACCGAAAGCUGCUGGCGAUAGCGUGUAGCGAUUGUAUGGAAACUAAGGUUUACCAAAUAAAAUGUAUCACGCUGCCACUUACAAUGCACAUUUUGUACCGGCAACUCUCCUAAUACAUACAUGUAUAUAUAAAUGUACAUACAAUAGCUGUAUAUAAUGUUGAUAAGAAAUUUGUUAUAAAACAUUUGCAAUUUGGCUUUUUAAAAUAAAUUGUUUAAUUUUUUUAGGUUCCUGCUGAAAUUAAGUUAUGUACAUUUUGCGUUACUGAAAUAAAAAUUACCUACCUUUCCAAUUUUGUAUCGUUCAUGUUCCUUUGUUAACCUGAAAUUACUGGAUCGCUGAAUAAAAAUGUAUUAUGGGCAACAUAAA